AUGACCCGUGCCCAGCAGACCAUCUCCCUUGCGCUCCUCGUCUACCUCGCUCUCUACCUCCAGCUCGUCCCCGUUCCUGCCAAGAUUCAGGAGCAAAUCAUCCCCGUCCUUCCCUUCUGGGUUCUCGUUUCCUUCGGCGCAUACCUGCUCGCACGACUCGGAUACAAUGUCAUGACCUUCAACGACGUGCCCGAGGCGCACAAGGAGUUGGUCGCGGAGAUCGAGGAGGCCAAGGCCGACCUGCGGAAGCGUGGCGUUGAUGUGGACUAA
Molecule: messenger RNA, 270 nt
Organism: Colletotrichum karsti
Lineage: Eukaryota; Fungi; Ascomycota; Sordariomycetes; Glomerellales; Glomerellaceae
Product: dolichyl-phosphate mannosyltransferase polypeptide 3
Exons: 3
Coding region: 1-270 (89 amino acids)
Biological process (GO): GPI anchor biosynthetic process
Cellular component (GO): endoplasmic reticulum membrane; dolichol-phosphate-mannose synthase complex
Source: RefSeq, a predicted model, not a curated record